CGUCACUGCGGCGCGCCGGAAAUGGCUGCCGCAGUUGCCAGUGUCCCCGGAAGUGGUCGCUGCAGGAGAUUGUUGUUGACUCUCCUGGCUGGCGAUGGGUUGCGACGGGGGCACUAUCCCCAAGAGGCACGAACUGGUGAAGGGGCCGAAGAAAGUUGAGAAGGCUGACAAAGAUGCUGAAUUGGUGGCCCAGUGGAACUAUUGUACUCUAAGUCAAGAAAUAUUAAGGCGACCAAUAGUGGCCUGUGAACUUGGCAGACUUUAUAACAAAGAUGCUGUCAUUGAGUUUCUCCUGGACAAAUCUUCCGAAAAGGCUCUUGGGAAGGCAGCAUCUCACAUUAAAAGCAUUAAGAAUGUGACAGAACUAAGGCUUUCUGAUAAUCCUGCCUGGGAAGGGGAUAAAGGAAACACAAAAGGAGACAAGCACGAUGACCUCCAGCGGGCACGUUUCAUCUGCCCAGUCGUGGGCUUGGAGAUUAAUGGCCGACACAGGUUUUGCUUCCUGAGGUGCUGCGGUUGCGUGUUUUCUGAACGAGCCUUGAAGGAGAUAAAAGCAGAAGUUUGUCACACAUGUGGGGCCGCCUUCCAGGAGGACGACGUCAUUGUGCUCAACGGCUCCAAAGAGGAUGUGGAAAUGCUGAGGAAAAGGAUGGAGGACAGAAGGCUGAGGGCAAAGCCGGGAAAGAAGGCAAAGAAGGCCAAGGCGGCAGAAUCUGCCUCGAAACCAGAUGCCAGUGAAGAAUCCCCUGGACCAUCAAAAAUGAAGACAGGGAAGCCUGAAGAAACCCUUGAUUCUGGAGAGAAGAAAACCAGCUCAGCUCCGAAAAGCGAAGCACCAAGUGGGAGCUCCUCUGGGAAAGCUGGGAAGCCCCUGUGUGGGGCCUCAAAGAGGUCCAUCGCCGACAGCGAAGAAUCUGAGGCCUACAAGUCCCUUUUCACAACCCACAGCUCCGCCAAGCGCUCCAAGGAGGAGUCGGCCCACUGGGUCACCCACACAUCCUACUGCUUCUGACGCCCAGGCAGGCUUGGUUUCUGUUUGGGCAGGGGGCGCGGGCAUGGGCGCGGGCUGUCCUGUGUGUCCUCUGCGUCUCCGCUGGCUCCGUGUUACAGUUGUCUCCCAAACCUGGGAGCAUAUGCAGUACGUGUAUUCCCGGAGAGGGUGUGGGUGAUUUGUAUGGUUAAAUAUACAUAAACAUUUCCAAAUUCUGUCGUUUGG
Manis pentadactyla (Chinese pangolin) is the source of this 1216-nucleotide messenger RNA. It is a transcript of the gene RTF2, whose product is annotated as replication termination factor 2. The coding region runs from base 95 to 1012 and encodes 305 amino acids. Gene Ontology annotation, biological process: site-specific DNA replication termination at RTS1 barrier; mitotic DNA replication termination. The record is from RefSeq and is a predicted model, not a curated record. Gene Ontology annotation, cellular component: nucleus. NCBI's taxonomy places the organism in Eukaryota, Metazoa, Chordata, Mammalia, Pholidota, Manidae. The transcript has 9 exons.